ACAGUUUAAGGCAGCCCCUGAACGACGGAUGUCGCAGCCCAUCUUGUUGUUAGGGCAGGUUGUCAGGGGCAGCGCAUCUGUCAGUUAGCUAACAGAGGAUUAGGGGCUUUUAGGUCAAGCCUGUGUGGUUUGUGUCGUGACGUCACCCUGCAAACAUCUACAUUAAAACAACAUUUAACUGAGUGCGGUAAACGAUGGAUGAUCAGGAAGAUUUCUUGGAACACGAAGACUCGGACAUGAGCGAGAAACCGUUAUCGCCGCCUUACAAUGUUCCUUUUCGGUCUGCUCGGAUGCAAGUCCAGAGGAGCAAUGUCUGCUCUCGGGCUUAUUUCGUUGUGGUCAUGGUCUUCUUCCACGUUUACAUCCUGAACGUCAUUGCCCUGCUGCUCUACGUGCACUACAACAACGGCCCCGGGGAUUUAGUUAGGGGAGACGGGGCGUCCCCUGCUUCAGUCAUCAGUCCUGACAGCCGCUUGCCCCAACCCGCUCCAACGGAGAGAGAGUUGGAUGUGGAGGACUACAGUCAAAGCUUCAGCCUACAUCGUAUGGAGGGGAUACGGGUCGGACAUGUUCAACACGUGUCUAUUGUACCAGACAGAACACACGAGAUGAAAACACUCAGUCUGAAACCUUUGCUCUUCGAGAUUCCGGGUUUCCUGUCUGAGGAAGAGUGUCGCGUGGUGGUGCAGCUGGCCCAGCUCAAGGGUCUGAUGGAUAGCCAGGCGGCAACACCUAGCCAAGAGCAAGCGGAGUUAAACCAGCCUCUGCUUUCUCUAAGCACGGAAGAGGUCUUCGGUCUUUUGGACCUGAACCAAGACGGGUUUCUUCAGAAGCAGGAGAUUGUGAGUCAUUCACGUUCUCGAGACGGGACCUGGUUAAGCCCAGCUAGCUUACGGCAAAUACUGUCUGGUCUGGAAACCUCUCCAACAGCGACGCUGACUCUUGGGGAGUUUAGGCGCGUUUAUGAUGUGUCCCAGCGUCAGCGACAGCAGCGAAGUGGGACCCUGCACAGUCACUUUAAACAGAGAAACAGGCACACAUGGCUAUUUCAGGGGCCGGGAUCUCACCAUGUUCUGCAGACUCUCAGGAAAAGAGUAAUCGCUCUGACACGUCUGCCCUCCUCACUGGUUGAGCUAAGCGAGCCACUGCAGGUAUCUCGCUAUGAGCACGGAGACUUCACUGACGCUCACUAUGACAGCAGCUCCACUCACUCAGAGACCACCUGUGCGCACACGCGGCUGGCAGGAAACACGUCUGCUCUCACGGAGGUCUCCUGCAGGUAUCUGACGGUGCUAUUCUACCUCAGCUCCGUGGAGGACGGUGGUGAAAGUACUUUUCCUGUGGCAGACAAUCGUACCUACGAUGAGCGGGCCCUGGUCCAGGAUGGCGUUGAUCUGACAGACACCCAGCAGACAUGUGGCAAAGGCAAUCUUAGAAUGACCCCAACUGCUGGAACGGCUCUCCUCUGGUAUAAUCAUCUCUCUGAUGGCAGAGGUUGGAUGGGCGAGUUAGACGAGUACUCCCUGCACGGCGAUUGUCCAGUCAGGCGAGGAGUAAAGUGGGUGGCCAACAGCUGGGUGAAUGUGGACCCCGAUCACCAGCAGCAGGCUCGCUACCAGAGACUAGUUGCUCAAAGGCAUCAAGCUAAGUCGGCUAUGGACGACCAUUACCAGUCUCUGUCUCACAGUGACCUCCACCUGGAUCUAUAGCCAAGCCAUUAUUUGAUUAAACAUUAAACCUUUGCUUUUGAGACGCAGUCAUCCCUUAUAGUGAGGUCUGUUUGACAUUUACACAAUGUCAAAUAUUGUGGAGCACUUUGCAAAAGUCAUGAGCCACCCUGAUUAUUUUAUAGGUGUUGCAUUCAAGGGUCGAGGCCUUCUGGUCAUUUUGAAGCUGUCUUGAGCAAAGCUUGUCAGGGUUUCUGAAGGACUUUCAAGGUGCUGCUCUGGCAGUCCUUAAGUUUCGAAGUGCAACUUUUUGUCACUCAAAAGUGCCAAACAUGUGUCUGACAGGCACAACAGCAUUUUUGCACACAAAAAAAAAGUCUGAGUCCUAAAGAGCUAGCAGCUGAAGACUCACACAGUACACAGAUUAGCUGAAGCAUGGUGCAUCUCUCAGAUCUCCACUCUCUUUUUUCCUGAAGAUGAGGUUAGCAGAUGGUACUCACCUGCUUUAUAUCAUUUUAUAGGCCUUUAGCUCCUAUUAUGCAGAUGUAUGCUAUAAUUUGGCCCAGAGCACUUUGUGUUCAUUUUUCAACUAUUCACAGCUCGAGGUUGUUGGUUCUUAGUCAAGUUGUUUUGUGUGUAGGUCAAACACUAAGUCUAGAUGCCUUCAUUUGCUCUGAUUCCCCCUAUUGAUGUUAAAUGGAUUUGUAAGAUCAGAAGACAUUUUCUUGACAUUCCUUUCAAUUUGUGUACUUAAGGUACAAGGAUUAAACUGAAAUGUAUUUAAAUCAGCCAAUAUUAGAAAUUUUAAGAUCUCUACAUGAUCACUCAAAAGUUAUUGCUCAAGACCACUUCACAUCAGAACUGACAGGUCAGGCCUUUUCUCUGCACAAUUUAAGAGAUAAAGGGAGGCUCUGGACUUUUGCAUUGUUCUUAUACUGCAUGAAAAUUGCACACAAUAGCUUCACAUAUCUCUUUUUGUUAAAUCUCAUUUUUAUUGUUAUUGGGAUGCAUUCCCUGUAAUUUAGUUCAUAAUUGGGAAGCAAAGACAUACAAUAAAUAUACUAGUGUAACUUUUUUUUAACCAUGAAACUGCACUUUAAAGAUGUAUAUAACAUAUAUAGAGUGAUAGGCAUUUAUAAACACAAUGAAUAAAGAUGCAAAAAAAAAAAGAUGCAGUCACAUAUAAGCGAUAGGCCUGCUGACUUGCAUUCUGUUUGGUUUUGUGAGGCUUCUGCACCUGCUUCAGGUCAUUCUCAUUUAUCGGUAUGAAGUUGAAGCCGUUUGCUGCGGGUCUUGUCACAACGGUUAUCUGUGAAUGUGUUCCUGAGGGAAAACGUCUCUCAGAUCUUCUGUGUCAGCUCUGUUCUUCAUCUUUGUGUCCACAGAUAUUGAUCUUUUAUCAUGAUGUGUUAUUUAAUAAGACUAUGUUGUGCCUGCUGCAAACGCAGGGCUCGGGACUACACUGUGCUUUACAGAAUAAUACAAAGCCAGUCCUUCAGGUAAAAGUCUUUGAUAUGUUUUGCUGAGUGUUUAUAUCCGCACAACACAUAUUUAUUUAUUUAUUGUCGAAUCUAUUUAUUUAUAUAUUUAUUUAUUUAAUUAAUUAUUAUUACUGCAAUUUGGUCAUUUUAAGUUAAAGACAGGGAUAUUUAUAAAUGGUUGACAUCGCAGUCACUGUGUGUGUGUAUAAUGUACUUGUGUGUGUUAAGACGUUUAAUGUAUAAAGCUAUGUUUUAUGAA
Molecule: messenger RNA, 3407 nt
Organism: Fundulus heteroclitus (mummichog)
Lineage: Eukaryota; Metazoa; Chordata; Actinopteri; Cyprinodontiformes; Fundulidae
Product: transmembrane prolyl 4-hydroxylase
Exons: 10
Coding region: 195-1709 (504 amino acids)
Biological process (GO): peptidyl-proline hydroxylation to 4-hydroxy-L-proline
Cellular component (GO): endoplasmic reticulum
Molecular function (GO): iron ion binding; L-ascorbic acid binding; procollagen-proline 4-dioxygenase activity
Source: RefSeq, a predicted model, not a curated record